This is a messenger RNA of Rhagoletis pomonella (apple maggot), 3279 nucleotides long. It is a transcript of the gene fj, whose product is annotated as extracellular serine/threonine protein kinase four-jointed. The coding region runs from base 1127 to 3229 and encodes 700 amino acids. Gene Ontology annotation, biological process: cell-cell signaling. The transcript has a single exon. The record is from RefSeq and is a predicted model, not a curated record. NCBI's taxonomy places the organism in Eukaryota, Metazoa, Arthropoda, Insecta, Diptera, Tephritidae.
GGUACGAAAAGCGGAGAACUUUUACACGGUGCUAAUUGAAAAAAACAAUGUGUUGGUAGAAUUAAUGGGAAACUUCUGAUAUGGUUUUCAAUUUGAGUGAACUAAAAAAUGGGUGCGAAUGUUAUGAAAUUGCAAGCUGUGCUUACGAUUUUUUUUUUGUAUUUAAAAAUUGUGCAGAACUAGAACUAGAGAACUAGCGCACGGCAAGCGAUGCUUACUGAAGUAACUUGUGUGUGUAGUACUUGGUGAAACGCAGUCGUGUAAUUUGCUGUUACUUCCCAGCUUCAAAGUCGAAUGUCGGUAUCGGCCACACGGUUUGCCACGGAUCGGUGAAUGUUUGAACAUACAAACACAAAUAUGCACGUACGUCUAUGACACAUUUUUAUGCAAUUUUAUGGAUCAUACGUCGCUUGCAAACUGUCGCAGAUAGAAAAAUUACAUGCCAUCCAAUGUAAGGAACAAAGACUAAUGUGUUUUAUGUGCCCUUAAAACCUUUGAGCAGCAACGUCUGAUAAUCGUACCGACGGCUACGCUGGAAAUAGUGAAAAAUCUACUAUCCAAAAUAUACACUGCUGAAUAACUUGAAAAGUCGUGAGAAAUAGAAAAUAAAAUGGUGAAUACUCCGGCGACCUUCAACAUAAUAAAAAGGCAUUUGUGAACAUUUUAUAAACCAUACUCAAGGCAAAAAAUUAAUGCAAAUCCAAGUGCUUACAGCUUAAUUGAAAAUAUCGAAUGUGCACAUACAAGCAUCCAUUAAAAAUAUCUGGUGUUUGACAACUCAUUCUAACUUAAUGCUGAUUGAAUUGAAUAAUAAAAAUCUUCAUAAGUGCAAAUGGCAAUGUACAAUGAAAAAUAGAAAAAAAAUUUAAUAUAAAAACUGUGUCGUAAAUCUGCAGUACCAUACCAUAUAUGUAUCGAUCAAAUAUGCAAGACAAGCUUUUGUUGCGCGCAUAGCUAAAUAAACUUUGUGUGUCAUAAAAGUUUUUCAAUUACAGACACAGUGAAAUCCUACCAAGGAAGAACAAUAAAAGUCUCUUCGAGUGAAAGGGCUAUUUCGCAACUUAAAACGUCUAUUCAUUUAGAAAACACUUAGUGAACCAAAGCAAAACUGGAAAAUGGUGCCAGCAUGACAAGCUGCCCGAGCAAAGCAAGCACUAACAACACUGAGAGUUCGAGCUUUCAUUCCAACAUCAUUCGAGCUUUCACCGCCAAAUUUAAGCUUAAAGCUUCCGACCAUUCGCAAAAUCAAUACAAAACCAUGCAUGACGAAUUCCAAAACGCAACACAAGCCAACAAUAAUUCGACUAAUCGAACUUGUCAACCAUCCAUCGGAGAUAACGAAAAACAUUUGGACACGUCGUACGCCAAAGUCCAACCUCCAGAGCUUAUAAUUAACAGCGCCGCCUAUAUUACGCACGGCGCCGAUAACGCAGCCGCUGGCUCACUGCAGCACAGUCUGAGCGUCAUGCCGCCGCCGUAUCGCUAUCCCAGCAGUGAAUCAUCGGCGUCCUUCACGCUAUUGCCGCUUAGUCGACGGCGCUGGUUUCAGCGACAGACUUGCCUGCUCUGUAUUAUGGUCGCUUUCAUCUUCGGCCUGCUGCUUGGCGUCUUCGUGCCAAUGCUUGAUCUUCGUCAUGUAUUUUUAAAUAUGUCAAGUGCGCAAAGAGCGGGGCCGCUGAUAGAGCAUACGUCUCCAGAUAGCUCAAAAAGUUUAGAUAACAAACUUGCGCCGAGCAUAGCCGCUGAUUUGUAUUGGAAACCACUGCCUCGCGACAAGCCACAGCGCAAUCAUACACCGACAGCUACGAUUGGCGAUCUCAGUGUUGGUCCGCUCAGCCCGUUUUCGGUGGCCUUCAUCAGUGACAGACAUGCGAGAGUCAACGCUGAAGAAAUAUUAAGUGACAACGUACAUUUAAGUGCGCAAAGACGGUCUUCUUUUACGGUGCAUAACAUCAUAGAUAAGCCUCUGGGACAACCAUUAGGCCAAUAUGCUUCGAAACCAAGCACGGCUUUCGACUCUGCCCCCGCUGUUGUGUUAACGAAGCAAACACUCCAACGGCCCACUGUGCAGAAGAAGAAACAUCCGCUUGAGCGCCGCUUGCUGGGCAUCAUUAACUCAAACAUCUUCUGGGGCGAGCAGGUAGAACGCGCCCUACCAAAAGGCUUCAGCGCACAAGACACGCGUGAUUGGAAUGCUUAUGUGACAUCGCCAGCUGUGGUGCAACGCCUCGAACCAGGCUGCGGACGCAUGCAAAACCGCAUGAUGGUCUUCAGCGACGGCACACGCGCUUGUGCGCGAUACCGCCAAAACACCGACCAAAUCCAAGGCGAAAUCUUCUCAUUCUAUCUGGGACGCUUGCUGAAUAUGAGCAACCUCGCGCCUAGUGCCGUGGUAACUGUGAAUGGUGAGACGGAGAAGUGGUCCAACGUGGUGCACGACAUAACAGAAGCGCAGUGGCAACAGCAGCGUCCGGUGGUGCUGACGCGUUGGCUGCCCAAUCUCGAGCCCGCCGGCAUACCUCAGCCAUUCCAACCGCUCGAUCGACAUUUGAACAAACACGAUGUAUGGAAUAUUACUCGGGCUUUGACAUCUGUCAAAGCGGCCACAGCGCCACAGCCUUUGGUGGCUGAAAGUUUGGUAGCCAGUGGACGCGACUCGUAUGGUUCUGUCAAUAGCGUUCAAGCGCCGAGCCCACCGAUGUCUGCCUUCUCUGAUUCGUCCCUGGAUAUAUUAGUCACGCCAACCUCACUCGCUCUGGAGCGGCUGGUUGAGCUCGCUCAAUGGUCGGAUUUGAUUGUCUUCGACUAUUUGAUAGCGAACCUCGAUCGCGUUGUUAACAAUCUCUACAACUAUCAGUGGAAUGCGGAAAUUAUGGCCGCGCCUGCGCAUAAUUUGGCACGCCAAUCUAAUUCACAACUACUUAUCUUUCUCGACAACGAAUCCGGUUUGCUGCACGGCUAUAGACUGCUCAAGAAAUACGAGGCCUACCAUGGUCUGCUGCUGAACAAUUUGUGCGUAUUCCGUGAGCCCACCAUACAGGCAAUGCAGCAACUGCGUGCGGCCGGUGCGGGACGCAAGCUACGGGAAUUGUUCGAGCAGACGGCGAGCGAGGAAGUGCGGGAUGUGCUGCCAGCUUUGCCGGAUAAAUCAAUUAAGAUACUCAGCGAUCGCAUUGAUCGAGUGCUGGAGCAGGUGGAAAAAUGUAAGCAGCUGAUGGAUGAUAGAUAAUGAUUGAUAGUAAGCGAAAGGGAAUGUUGAAAGUUAGAAAAGUUAAAAAA